Molecule: messenger RNA, 5781 nt
Organism: Alosa alosa (allis shad)
Lineage: Eukaryota; Metazoa; Chordata; Actinopteri; Clupeiformes; Clupeidae
Gene: zswim6
Product: zinc finger, SWIM-type containing 6
Cellular component (GO): Cul2-RING ubiquitin ligase complex
Source: RefSeq, a predicted model, not a curated record
GGAACCUCUUUCCCUUCCUGAUCCCGUUUAUAUGCUACGGCGACUUCCGCUGGUGCUGCUAAAGCAGUGCGAUCAUGGCGGAGCGCGUUCAGCAGCCCCCAGCUAAACGGCUCUGCUGCCGACCCGGGUACAACACAGCAUGCAGACAAGGCCAACGGGCCGGUGGAACAGUAUGUGGCGGUCCUGGCGCUGGCCAAGGGGGAUCCAGCAAGACCCAGAGCCCGGAAUCUCUGUUGGACAUCGCGGCAAGGAAAGUAGCAGAGAAGUGGCCGUUUCAAAGGGUGGAGGAGCGUUUCGAAAGGAUCCCAGAACCUGUUCAAAGACGGAUCGUCUACUGGUCUUUCCCCAGGAGCGAACGUGAGAUCUGCAUGUACUCUUCGUUCAAUACAGGCGGAGAUGAGACUGGGGCAAGCGGUGAGAACAGCGACGAGACACGGUUGCCUUUCCGCCGGGGCAUCGCUCUACUGGAGAGUGGCUGUGUGGACAACGUAUUGCAAGUCGGCUUUCAUCUCAGUGGUACAGUCACAGAGCCGGCGACGCCGUCAAACCCGGAGGUUGUAUGCAGCGUGGCCAUCAGCUUCGACCGCUGCAAGAUCACCUCGGUGACGUGCGGCUGCGGCAACAAGGACAUCUUCUACUGCGCGCACGUGGUGGCACUCUCGCUCUACCGCGUACGGCGGCCCGAGCAGGUCAAGCUGCACCUGCCCAUCUCGGAGACGCUCUUCCAGAUGAACCGCGACCAGCUGCAGAAGUUCGUGCAGUACCUCAUCACUGUGCACCACACCGAGGUGCUGCCUACCGCCCAGAAACUCGCCGACGAGAUCCUCUCACAGAACUCCGAGAUCAACCAAGUACACGGCGCCCCAGACCCCACAGCGGGGGCCAGCGUGGACGACGAGAACUGCUGGCACCUGGACGAGGAGCAGGUCCAGGAGCAGGUCAAGCUCUUCCUGUCCCAGGGCGGCUACCACGGCUCGGGCAAACAGCUCAACCUGCUCUUCUCCAAGGUGCGUGAGAUGUUGAAGAUGCGUGACUCUAACGGGGCACGGAUGCUCACGCUCAUCACGGAGCAGUUCAUGGCCGACCCACGACUGGCUCUCUGGAGGCAACAGGGCACCAGCAUGACCGACAAGUACCGCCAGCUCUGGGACGAGCUCGGUGCGUUGUGGAUGUGCAUCGUGCUGAACCCCCACUGUAAGGCGGAGCAGAAGGCCGGCUGGCUCCGGCAGCUCAAGAAGUGGAACAGCGUGGACGUGUGUCCCUGGGAGGACGGUAACCACGGCAACGAGCUGCCCAAUUUAACCAACGCCUUGCCUCAGGGCGCCCACGGGAACCAAGGUGAGUUUCGCCCACAUAGGACAGCCCUGUGCUAUUCUCUUGAUGCGUGUGACCUCCACUGGCAGGACAGCCACCUGCAGCACAUCAUCAGCGAGGACCUCUACACCAACUACUGUUACCAUGACAACACUGACAGCUCGCUCUUCGACACCCGCGGCUGGCCCCUGUGGCACGAGCACGUUCCGACGGCGUGUGCACGGGUGGAUGCUCUCCGUUCCCACGGCUACCCUCGAGAGGCACUGCGGCUGGCCAUCGCCAUUGUCAACACGCUACGGAGACAACAACAGAAACAGCUGGAGCUCUUCAGAAACCACAAAAAAGACCUGCUCCAUAAAGGGAUCACGUCCAUCACCAAUCCUGAGGGGUGGGUGGGGCACCCCCUGGACCCCAUCGGAACGCUCUUCAGCACCCUCAUGGAGACCGGCCGGGAGGACGACGGGGACGUCUCCGGCUCCAUGGGUUCCAUAAAGUGUUCAGAGACGACGCACCUGCUGUCGUCGUCGUCAUCGUCAUCAUCAUCGUCGUCGUCAUCCACGCUGCAGUUUCUGGAGGAGGGUGAGUCGUUCGUGGCGCUGGCAGUGGAGACGGCGUUGGUGGGCCUGGGCCAGCAGCGGAGCAUGCCCGACGGGCUCUACGCCCAGGAGAAGGUGUGCCGCAACGAGGAGCACCUCAUCGCCAAGCUGCAGGAGGUGGAGCUGGACGACACGCUCGUCAAGAUAUUCCGCAAGCAGGCCGUCUUCCUGUUAGAAGGGGGACCGUACAGUGGUUUAGGGGAACUUGUAUACAGAGAGAGUGUUCCGAUGCACACGUUUGCCAAGUAUCUCUUCACGUCUCUCCUACCUCACGACGCUGAACUGGCUUAUAAAAUUGCACUGCGAGCAAUGCGGUUACCAGUAUUGGAAUCCACGGCUCUUCUCUCUGUGUGUGUGUGUGUGUCCUCCUCCCUGUCCCCGCAUCACCACAUUGUGUGGGGUGGUGACCCCAACCACUACCCGGUGCUGGUUCACACCCCCAGCCACACUCAGAAGUCACAACAGUGCGAGCUGGCCUCCACCAUGCUCACCGCAGCCAAAGGAGACGGCCGGUGGUUAGAAACAGUAUUAGAGUCCAUACAGAAAAACAUCCACACCUCGUCCCACAUCUUCAAACUGGCGCAGGAUGCCUUCAAGAUCGCCACCCUCAUGGACAGCCUGCCCGAUAUCACCUUACUCAAAGUAUCCCUGGAACUAGGACUUCAGGUAAUGAGAAUGACACUCUCAACAUUAAAUUGGAGAAGGCGGGAAAUGGUACGGUGGCUGGUUACCUGUGCCACAGAAGUUGGGGUCUAUGCACUGGACAGCAUCAUGCAGAGCUGGUUCACACUCUUCACACCGACGGAGGCCACAAGCAUCGUGGCGACGACGGUCAUGUCCAACAGCACCAUCGUGCGCCUGCACCUGGACUGCCACCAGCAGGAGAAGCUGGCGGGCAGCGCGCGGACGCUGGCACUGCAGUGCGCCAUGAAGGACCCGCAGAACUGCGCGCUGUCGGCGCUGACGCUCUGCGAGAAGGACCACAUCGCCUUCGAGACGGCCUACCAGAUCGUGCUGGACGCGGCCACCACCGGCAUGAGCUACACGCAGCUCUUCACCAUUGCGCGCUACAUGGAGCACCGCGGCUACCCGAUGCGCGCCUACAAGCUGGCCUCGCUGGCCAUGGCCCACCUCAACCUGAGCUACAACCAGGACACGCACCCGGCCAUCAACGACGUGCUGUGGGCGUGCGCGCUCAGCCACUCGCUGGGCAAGAACGAGCUGGCCGCCAUCAUCCCGCUGGUGGUCAAGAGCGUCAAGUGCGCCACGGUGCUCUCGGACAUCUUGCGGCGGUGCACGUUGACCACGCCGGGCAUGGUGGCGCUGCACAGCCGGCGGAACUCGGGCAAGCUCAUGUCGCUGGACAAGGCGCCGCUGCGGCAGCUGCUGGACGCCACCAUCGGCGCCUACAUCAACACCACGCACUCGCGCCUCACGCAUAUCAGCCCGCGCCACUACAGCGAGUUUAUCGAGUUCCUCAGCAAGGCGCGCGAGACCUUCCUCAUGGCGCACGACGGACACAUCCAGUUCACGCAGUUCAUAGACAACCUGAAACAGAUCUACAAAGGCAAAAAGAAACUGAUGAUGCUGGUCCGAGAGAGAUUUGGUUAAACAAGACCCCCCCCUACACACAAACACAGGGAGGAGGGGAGGGGGGCAAAAAAAAAAAAAAACACCUACCCUUCCUCUCAGCUCUUACUUGAGUUUGCCUUUGUAUCGUUUCUAACUUAAAAGUGACAAGCAAACAAACAAAUAAACAAACAGAGAACCGAUGGAAGGAGCAGGACUUGAGGGAAGCAGCCAGAACCACAGCGGUAUUAUAAUGUGUAUAGACCUGUUAGUUUGCGAAAGCGAAAAAAAAAAGACAAAAAAAAAAACAAACGAACAGAAAGUGUCAUGUCGUGGACGUUUGUGUGUUUCCCUUCAUUUUGUAUGAAAGAGCGCGAGUGUGAUAAAAGAGGGAAAAAAAAUAAGAAAAUGGAAAAAAAAAAAAUGUUUUGGUUUACACUGAGUAUAUGUUGUCCAGUGGCAAAAGGCCCACAGAGCACUCCUGUUUUCUCUGUUCACAAUCCCAGCCUCAAAGAGAAGAGAUAUGGCUUUAAACCAAACACGACACCUCCAUCCUAAGUGACAAGUACCUCGUACGGAUCCAGCUUUACUCCCACCUGACCUGCUCACACAUUUCCAGUAAAGUGAAUAAGCGUGCGAAAAGCAACGAGAGAGAGAGAGAGAGAGAGAGAAAAAAAAACAAUUUUCCUAGCUUUUUUGUUCUCUUUUUUUUCCCUUCCCCAGGAAGCCGUGAAAUAUCCAACUCCAAGCUACCCUUGCUUUGCAGUGCUGUUUGGUCUGAAGCAUAUAGACAAAUUACACCUGUUAUUAUACACAUACACACACACACACACACACACACACACACACACACACACACACACACAAACAGACACACAUACACACAGACACAGUUAAAGAAACGCGCUGUGUCUCACAUGUACAUGCACACACACAUAUAAACACACACACACACAUAAGAACUCCAACACCCCCAUUGUGCUUGCGCUUGUGGAAACUUAGCAACUGUCAACAUACAUUCUCAGGGAUUUCUCUAAAAACAGAAAAUGACAAAAAAAGAGAGAAUGAGAGCAUUUUAUUGUACUGUAUAUAUGAUAGUAUAUGUCUGAAUAUUGAGAAAAUGUAUAUGUUAACUAAUUUAUAAAAGAAUAUUCUAUGUAAUGCAAAAUACUUGAAGCUGCAGUACCAUGGUUUUAAACAAACAAAAAAAAACAUAUCAGAAGGACUAAACGGUGGCCGUGCCUGAGUCCCACGCGUGUGUGUGUGACGAACGGUGGACUUGUAUGCUGGGUUUCUAUGCAGAGCCACUCGAAGCCCUGCGUGUUCAGGCUGGUCUAUCGAAACCAUGACUGGGGGGAUGUUUUGUAUGUACAUACAAAAUGUUUGUAUCCGGUGUGGACUCACUUUUUUUGUACAGGGCAUCAGAGAUAAAGGAGAGUUGGAAAGAGAGGGAGAGAGAGGUGGGAGAGGACGGAUGAACCAGAGCAGCAAGCCUUAGCAUUAAGUAGGUAAUGCAAGCAUCCAUAGGCCCCCGUGCCUCAAAAGCCUAGAAAUGUAGAGAUCCAUCUGAAACGGACUUUCUAUUUAUCAACGUUGACCACACAGACAUCCAGAGUAAAAAUUGGCCUGAAACACAUCCAUAACUCUCUCCACAAAUGAUCAAGUGACAAAGAAAAAAAAAAGACAGACUCCAUUUUAUGCACAAAUAACAUGUCCAUGCCUCCUCUGCCGGCAUCUUGACUUUGUGCAGGACAGAAAGUUGCUGUAUACGUCUGACUGUUCCAAUUUUUAAAAAUGCUUUUUUUUUAUGUUUCCUUUUCUGAUUUUGUUCCUCUAGAAUUCCUCAAACAAGAACAGCCUUCUUUCUCGCCUUGUCUUAACGCUUUAAAAUAACCAAACUGGAGUUCUAACUACCAAACUUGUUCAUUAAAAUGAAAAGCCAACCAACUUUGGUUACAACUUUAGUGUCUUUAAUUUUAGCUGAAUGGUUCUGUACUUUGUGCUUUAAAAAGCAGUUUUUUUCCUUUUUGGUGCAAAAACGUCUAGUGUCUCUUGUUCUCUUAGAGGUAUGUUUGUAGCUCUUUUUUUGUUUUGUUUAGAAAACUGAAAUCUCAUGUUCUCCAUUUUAUUUAUUAUGAAAGGUAAACGAUUGUACUUCAUCACCCUUGGCGACAUGCUCAUGAAGUUGAAAUUAAGAUUUGAUACACCAAUAUCAAUUUAUUUAUGUAACUAAAUCACUGUUUUAUAAACUUGUUAAUGAUUCAACAUUUUUGUUUUAAUUAAAUUAGUUUUUUUGAGAGGA